Polyodon spathula (Mississippi paddlefish) is the source of this 1432-nucleotide messenger RNA. RefSeq names its product forkhead box protein O6-like. Gene Ontology annotation, biological process: regulation of transcription by RNA polymerase II. The record is from RefSeq and is a predicted model, not a curated record. The annotation marks the transcript as partial. NCBI's taxonomy places the organism in Eukaryota, Metazoa, Chordata, Actinopteri, Acipenseriformes, Polyodontidae. The transcript has a single exon. Gene Ontology annotation, cellular component: nucleus. Gene Ontology annotation, molecular function: RNA polymerase II cis-regulatory region sequence-specific DNA binding; DNA-binding transcription factor activity, RNA polymerase II-specific.
ACUGUAGUACGGUAAAUACUAUGAGCAACCACGUCAUUUGCACACAAGCCUGCAAAGUAUGAGCAACACAGAGAACUCUGGUUAAAACUAAAUCAUAUUCCCGUGGAGUCUGGAGAGGGACGCUGUCUUUUUUGCUUUCUGUUUGUAUGAAUUGCGGGUACAGCGCAAAGGGAGAGAGAUAAUCUACAGCAACAGCCGUGUUCACUCUCCAGUAACUGAUUUUGCCUGGGAUUCUGCCACUUAUAAAUGAUUCAUACGACCUGAUUUUUGUAAAGAGAGUAAUUGUGCUCCCAGCGGGGUAUCCUCAUUGUAUAGCUGGUCUCAAAUCAGUGAAGAAAGAAGACGGGGGGGUCUGUGUUCAUACGUGAAGAAUUGGAAACUGUACCAGAGCACCCAGGUUUGGGGUUUAUCCUGGCUGUUUGAGUUUUUUUUUUUAAGAAUUCUGGACCGCUAGUUUGGAUUGUCUGCCUGUCGAGACGUUGUCAUCUGUUGCUGCUACCGGCGUUAUAAUAGCAAGUCUACACACAUCUCUAGAUGCAGCCCUCGAUUUCGGUCUCUUCUUAGCUAUACCCGGGAAAUGGAUCGGCAACAACCCUCUGUAUUAUAAUUCUUUAUAUAUUAUUAUUGUGCGUUCUUGGGAAUUUUGUUUAGGGUUCGAAAUGGAAGACAAAAUGUUGCUAUUAUUAUUAUUACUAUUAACAUUGCACGUUCGGCAAUAAUAGAAUACAGAAUGAUCUCCUACCACAGCAGCUGCUUGUUGUAAAAUAGUGGUUACUGUUAAUUAUAUCUGCUCAUGCAAUAAUUCAUUUUGGAUUGCAAAUACGGUUUCUCUAAAUACAAAAGGGCGAAGGAAGCCGAUACAGUCCUCGGGUUUGGCGCUUGGUGUGUGUGUGUGUGCUUCUGACAGGAACAAAAAAUAACUAAUAUAAAGGAAUAAAUGCUUAUGAUGGAGGAGGACGACACGCUUGAUCUGGAAGCGCAUCAGGUUGAAAUCGAUUCGGAUUUUGAGCCCCAAAGCCGGCCUCGCUCCUGCACCUGGCCGCUCCCUCACCCAGAUGAUUUCCCCGGAGGUGGCGAGGAAAAAAACGGAGUUGCCUCCUCCUCGCCUUCUUCCUCUUUCAAGAAAGAGCCGGGAAUGCCCAAAGAUGCUGCUGCUGUCGGCGCUGAGCUAAACGGAGGAGCAGCGCUGGAGCAGAAUCACUCAUUAGGCGCCCUGUCCCCCGCAGCCGCCGCCGUGCACGCCUCUCUGUCCGGGGUUGCCCUCGAUGUUGCCGGCCACCUCCGCAAAGCCAAGUCGUCGCGACGGAACGCAUGGGGGAACCAGUCAUACGCGGACCUCAUCACGAGAGCCAUCGACAGCACCCCGGAAAAGAGACUCACCCUGUCGCAGAUAUACGACUGGAUGGUCCGCUAUGUCCCUUAUUUUAAAGAC